Bacillus rossius redtenbacheri is the source of this 7399-nucleotide messenger RNA. RefSeq lists its product as uncharacterized. NCBI's taxonomy places the organism in Eukaryota, Metazoa, Arthropoda, Insecta, Phasmatodea, Bacillidae. The coding region runs from base 5703 to 6650 and encodes 315 amino acids. Gene Ontology annotation, molecular function: DNA binding. Gene Ontology annotation, cellular component: nucleus; transcription regulator complex. The transcript has 3 exons. Gene Ontology annotation, biological process: regulation of transcription by RNA polymerase II. The record is from RefSeq and is a predicted model, not a curated record.
GCAGGGUUGUUGAAAUCAAAUUUAGGGACUUUACUGACGGGACUCUGGGCUGGCUGCUCUGUUCACUCGUCAGCGCAAGUGGCGUGACCAUGUAAUUGGGGCACGGGGCCGGCGCGGCGCGCUGCGGGCUUGCAGAAUUUUGUUUGUUUGUUUGGCCGCACGCUGGCGCAGCCACGGGCCGCAGUUACUGGGGCGCGCUGUCGUAACAAGCCGCGCGGUGUGGCCUGCACAUUGGGGUAGAGGGGGGGGUAGUCUUCCCAGAUGUUCUAGUUAGUUGUUUAGUAAAUUUGACUUCAAUAACGAGCUUUUGUUAUGGUAGGCGCGGCAGGGCGCGCGAAUUUAAGCGCAAGUGAUUGGUGACUCGGGGCUCACUCAGGCGGAGGCUAUGCGUCUCACCUGUGGUCACGAGUUGUUAGUUCGUUCGUGAUGUAGGAAUUCAGGCUCACUCAGGCGGAGGCUAUGCGUCUCACCUGUGGUCACGAGUUGUUAGUUCGUUCGUGAUGUAGGAAUUCAAGCUUUCGGGCGGAAGCUAUGGUCGACGCCAGAGGCCACGAGUCGUUUAAUUUAAGUUAGGUCAUAAUGUAGUCGUCAAGCUUUCGGGCGGAGGCUAUGGCCCUCGUCAGGGGUCACGCGUCAUAGUUUUUAAAAUGUAAUGUUCGUUCGGGAUUUCAAGGGCAGGAGAGGCCCCUACGUUAUUUUUUUAAAGUAAUCGAUCAAGAAAGGCUUUUCGGAAAAUGUGAGUAUGGACUUAUCUUUGUUUUAAUUUUAAGUAUUAAUUAUGAUUUGAGGUAUUCGGAAGGACUAGGGAAGUGUUUAGUGAAGUUCUCUCAUUCUCUCUCUUGUAAGGUCGUUCAAUCGUUAAGGAAGUAAAGAGAUUAUUGUUUUAAAUUGUAAUCCUGCUAUUUAAAUGUUCUUUAAAAUGAUGUUGAGUAUUUGACUUUAAGAAUAAAAUAAUUUUAAUUAAGUAUUAUGUUAUUUUGCAAAAUCUCCUUAGUUCAGCUCUCACCAGACAUCCUGUACGGGAUGACGAACCUAUGAUCCUAGGUACAGUAAAGUAUUUUAUGAAGUUAAGACUAGUUGAUGCCAAGCGAGUUGUUUCUAUGUAAAGAGCUACGAUUCUCGCCCCCCCCUCUGAAGGUGGAUCGUGACAGAAAUGGCGGUGGCACCGGCUAGGUGUUCGUGACAGAAAUGGUAGAGUUCGCCGGAUAGGUUCUAUUUCUGGAGAGAGAGAGAGGUAGAUUUUUAUGUUUAUUAUUAAGUUAGUUUCAGCUUCUGAUAGCAGGUUAUUAAGAGUUUACUUGAGGAGAGGAUUACGGAAUUUUAGUCUAUAGUGGAGGAAGUCUUUGAGAUUUUUUUUUUGACGUAACAGAUGUUUAUUUGAGUAUACUUGUAAGGAUAAAGUUUAUAGUGAUAAGUUGUUUUAAGUCGUUGAGUUUAUCAGGGAUUUUUACGUGAGGAGAAUACGUUAUAAUUUAAAUGAUUAAUAGAGAUAAUGCAAGUGGUUUAAUUUAAUUGAAAUUAAUUUUAAGAUUGUAGGUUAAGAGAGUUAAAAUUUAAAAUAAAGUUUUUUUCGUAAAUAGGAAUUAUUUUCAAGAGAAGUUUGUUUUGUUUUCGUGCGCGUAGGAGACGAGACGUACGAAUUAAAUCAGUCGAGGGAAGGAUAAACGUUAGAAAGGAAUUAAAGAGAAAACGAGAGUUUAUGUAAAAGAGAGUUAUAGAAUUUAUAGUGAUGUUUUGUUUUAAUUAGAAAAAUGUUGAGAGUUGUUUCAGAACGACACGUCAGUGGACGUGGCAGAGUGAACACGUGACGGGGAGGUGCUGAGACCUAGCGGAGAACGGAGGAACCGCAAGCGAGGGUUGGCGCACCUGAUGGAAUUCGGUGACGUCACGGGCUCAUACGGAGACGUGGACAGGCCGUGACCUUGUUUUGAUCAGCUGUACGGUAACUUAGCGAUAAGAAAAUAGACUAUUGGUUAAAUAAAUUUAAAUUUAAGUGUGUUUUAGGAGAAGAGGAACUUUCAGUAUAUUCCUUAAGAUGAGCUGAGCAGCAGUCCAGUUUACAAGAUGACAAGAGUUCGAGAGACAAGAUACAAGAUCACUGAAACAAGAGCCAAGACUGAAGAUACAAGAGAAGAGAAAGCUGGCAGCCAUGGACUUACAAGUGGAGAUUAAUAAGGUCAUGUAAAGUUUUAUUUUUUUAUGGAAGACAGUAACUGGAGUUUUUUUGUUAUAAACAUUAUUUACAGAACUUUUUAGGUUAUAGUAAUGUAAUGGAACUAGUGAGUUGUGGUAGCUGUCAAAAAGAACUAAUACCUUAAGUUUAAUUUUUAAAGUUAAUUUUCUUAAUUUACAGAGGGAUUAGUAGUUUUUUUUAAACCUUAUUUAGGUUGGAAUUUAAAUACAAUAGCUUAUUAUAAAUGUGUACGAACAGUUCAAGUUCACAGUACUGAUAGGUAGGUCAGAUGAUCUUAUUGAUUUUGAUGAUUUGUUGUUUUGAGUUGAUUUUUAAGUGUUGUGAAUUAGACAAUGAAAUAGUUCUGAAAACUUAAAUUAUUUCAAGCUAAGAAAUAGUAAAUUUAAUUGUAACUCGAAGGACACCAGAAUUUACUUUUUUUUGAAUUAGUAAUGUUUGAAAAUUUUAUACUUUACAAGAAAGGUUAUAAACAAACAGAUCGGAUGGAACAAGGAUGCAGUAAAUCACAAUUUCAUUUAGAAUUAUUGAUUAGCUUUUGAGGUUAUGAAGUAAAAGUAAUUAUAGUUUAAAAGUUUGAAUAAAAAAAAAAUGUUUUUUUUUAUUUGUUUGAAAUAGAAAGUUUAAAAGUUAAUUAGUCAUGAUCUAGGUGGGUGAUGGGGUGGGAAUUGGCCACUCUUUUUCCCUAUAACCUCCCUAACAUGGCCUUCUAUUACAACUAACAGAAAUAAAGAAGAAGAAAAAUGAAGAAUUAUUAGUUAGAAUGUUUCUUUCAUGAAGAUACCUGAUGAACUUUUACUGUUUGGAAGAAUAGAAGCAAGGUUAGUCAGAUAUUUUUACUCAGAAGAAGAAGAAGAUAAAGCAGUUUUAUGACUCGACAAGCCAGAGAUUGGUGUUUCCCCUCUGCGCUUCUAUUGACUACGUUGUUUACUCUCAUGGGAUAGCUGGUUCGGCACCAUGGAGAGAGAUUGGUGGGCAUUGUGGUUGCCCCCAGAAGAAAAGAAGAGUAGAAGAGGUUAUGGGUGGGUCAUGUGAACUGACCUUCAACCCAGUUACUUCGUGGGGACUAUUUGCUGUAUAGAGAAGAUCAAGACUCAAGAGUUAGGGAAAAUCAUUGGAGGUCAUGUUUCCCUUCCUUAAGUUUUUCCUAUCAAAUUAUUUGCCUGAUUAGAUUAUGCUAAGGGUGGGAUACUUUAUGUUAGCAGUUGAAUUAAUUAAUUUUAUUUUUUUGUGUGUUUGCAUCCUUGCCCAUCGAUUGCAGUUUAGUAGUUAGUUUUGUAUUUGUCAGGCGUGAUGGUAAUGCCUGUUGAUGAUGUUUCAGAAUUGUAAUCUGUUCGUGAUGAGGAUGGCACAACUCCGAAGCAGAUGUGGGGAGAAGUUGUGAGCUGCCCUGGAAGCCAGUCCAGUAGCUGUUGAAGUUGAGUGGUGUUUGCUGAUGGCCAGCCCAGGGAGCUACUCUUCUCGACAACACUGACUUCGAGGAGUUGCACCAACCUUCACGAGAUAAGAGUUUAAUUAAUUGAAACACUGUAAGGACACUUAAUUUUUUUUGAAGAACGAAAGAAGUAUGGUAAUAAACGGAAACCGAAAAAAAAAAAAAAAUAAUAAUUAUCAAGAAUUUGCACAUUGUUUAACGAAUACUGAGAAACUAAGAACAGUAAUUUAAUUUGUAAAGAGAGCUUCACUAACAGAACAAUUUUUUUAGAAUUGAGAACUCGAGCCUCUGAAGGUUCCUGUGAGAACAAACCAGAUAAAAGUUUUACAUUUAAUUUUAUGAAUACUUGUUGUUUUAAAAUAAAUCUUAUGCAGAAUCUAGAUGUAUGUUCAGACAGCAAGGAACUAAGAAAAUUAUUAUUUUUGUGAAAUGAGGAAUUUAUAGUUAUGGUUUAAUGGAAAAAGACAAUUUGUAAUUUUGAGGUAGCUCGAUGGGGCUCGAGCUCUGUGAGGGGAGGGUUAUGUCGCGGGUUGAAAUUUUGCAGGGUUGUUGAAAUCAAAUUUAGGGACUUUACUGACGGGACUCUGGGCUGGCUGCUCUGUUCACUCGUCAGCGCAAGUGGCGUGACCAUGUAAUUGGGGCACGGGGCCGGCGCGGCGCGCUGCGGGCUUGCAGAAUUUUGUUUGUUUGUUUGGCCGCACGCUGGCGCAGCCACGGGCCGCAGUUACUGGGGCGCGCUGUCGUAACAAGCCGCGCGGUGUGGCCUGCACAUUGGGGUAGAGGGGGGGGUAGUCUUCCCAGAUGUUCUAGUUAGUUGUUUAGUAAAUUUGACUUCAAUAACGAGCUUUUGUUAUGGUAGGCGCGGCAGGGCGCGCGAAUUUAAGCGCAAGUGAUUGGUGACUCGGGGCUCACUCAGGCGGAGGCUAUGCGUCUCACCUGUGGUCACGAGUUGUUAGUUCGUUCGUGAUGUAGGAAUUCAGGCUCACUCAGGCGGAGGCUAUGCGUCUCACCUGUGGUCACGAGUUGUUAGUUCGUUCGUGAUGUAGGAAUUCAAGCUUUCGGGCGGAAGCUAUGGUCGACGCCAGAGGCCACGAGUCGUUUAAUUUAAGUUAGGUCAUAAUGUAGUCGUCAAGCUUUCGGGCGGAGGCUAUGGCCCUCGUCAGGGGUCACGCGUCAUAGUUUUUAAAAUGUAAUGUUCGUUCGGGAUUUCAAGGGCAGGAGAGGCCCCUACGUUAUUUUUUUAAAGUAAUCGAUCAAGAAAGGCUUUUCGGAAAAUGUGAGUAUGGACUUAUCUUUGUUUUAAUUUUAAGUAUUAAUUAUGAUUUGAGGUAUUCGGAAGGACUAGGGAAGUGUUUAGUGAAGUUCUCUCAUUCUCUCUCUUGUAAGGUCGUUCAAUCGUUAAGGAAGUAAAGAGAUUAUUGUUUUAAAUUGUAAUCCUGCUAUUUAAAUGUUCUUUAAAAUGAUGUUGAGUAUUUGACUUUAAGAAUAAAAUAAUUUUAAUUAAGUAUUAUGUUAUUUUGCAAAAUCUCCUUAGUUCAGCUCUCACCAGACAUCCUGUACGGGAUGACGAACCUAUGAUCCUAGGUACAGUAAAGUAUUUUAUGAAGUUAAGACUAGUUGAUGCCAAGCGAGUUGUUUCUAUGUAAAGAGCUACGAUUCUCGCCCCCCCCUCUGAAGGUGGAUCGUGACAGAAAUGGCGGUGGCACCGGCUAGGUGUUCGUGACAAUAUUUCUGGCAGUUUAUUUGGGAAGCAAUCAUGUAUCUAUGUAAGCCGUGAGCGAGUCUCAUGUUGCAAAUACACUUAGGGCCCUGACACACGAGCGACCGAGUCGCGCGACUGAGACGCGCGACUCGGUCGCCGGGAAAUCGCUUGCCAUAAGAUAGCAUGGGCGUGGGUGAGAACCUGGCACACGGGCGACUGAGCGCGUCUCCAUCGCGCGUCUGUCGCCAGCAGACGCGAAUCCCCGCGACAGAUCGCGGCGACCAGUCGUGCGGGAGCCUUGCACACGGGCGACUUUUAGCCGCGCGUCCGAGCGACUGUCGGUCAGUAUCUGGUUGUAUGUGCUGGCGAGGAAGAUGGCGUUCGAUUGUGACCGUUUUAUAAUCGAAAUAGAAUCAAGGCCAGCUAUUUGGGAUUCCAGAUGUGAUGAGUAUGCUAACAAAUGCAAAAAGGGAAAGGCAUGGGAAGAGGUGUGCGAUAUGUUCGUUGAGAACUUCAAAGCCAUGGAUAGCGUCCAUAAAAAUAAAGCAGCUGCAGAUCUGCAACGGAAAUGGAAGAAUCUACGUGACUGUUUCAGAAGAGAACUGGCUAAACAGAGGAAUUGUAAAUCAGGUUCUGCAGCAGAUGGCAGGAAACAAUAUAUAUAUUUCCAGCAGUUAACUUUCCUAUUGCCAGUAUGCGACACCAAACCUACAACAGAAGAAUCUCCAGACUUGCACACGCAAGCCACACCCGCAGCAGCUACAUCUACGGCACCUACUUCUCUUAAAAGAAAAAAACCGUCACCAGAAACAGAAGAACUUGAGCUACUUCAGUCGCUUAGAAGAAAUAUGGAAAAACGACAUGCAGGUAGAGAAGAAGAAGACAGUGACAGGCAUUUCUUGUUGAGUCUUUUGCCGUACUUCAAACGUCUGCCAGACGAUAUGAAACUUGAAGUUCAAAGCGACUUUUUAAACACCUUAAGAAGGUACAAUCAGGUGUCAAUUUCUGGUCAUCGAUGUCCUUCUCAGACUUCUGUCUACCCUCAUUCUUCUCCAUCAGUGAUCACAGGCCCAUCAUUUGUUUCGCUUCCAUACCCUAGUAGUAAUACAAGUACCUCUGGAGUACGCAACCAACAAUUUACACCCACCAUCAGUCAGUCUUACAACUACGGGUCUCAUUCAACUUCAGAAACAUCGCAGUUAAUGAGUCAACCCCAGCAGCCGCUGCAAUGCCACGCCUUAUCACCAAUGUCACCAGCAGCUUCCUCAUCAGUAUCUCUCCAGUCUGAUACGUCAAGUAUUUGUGAAGACUAUUUUAACUGAUACCUAAUAAAUUAUAAGACAUGUGACCUUCAUGGAAAGAGCAGUUUCAGUGAAUAACAAAUAAAUAUGUUAUCUAACAAUUUUCUUCUAAAUUUAUGAAAGAAUUUAUUUUCGUGUGCAAAACGAUAAACAUUUAUGUGUUGGAUCUUUGAGACAAUAUCGUGUCACGUAAUAAUAAAUGUUACUUAUUUGGGGUAUGUUCAGAAAAUGUUUUUUUUUUAAUAAUAUGAUAAUAAAUGCUUCAACUAUACCCUUAAAAUACAUGUAACUGUCUAAUUAAAUUAUAAUUUCAGCCGUAGCCAAACACAUUUCACUCCUGUGUUCCUUGUACAACUAUGAAAUGAACUAUUUGUCUGCUUAUACAAGUGUACCCACCUUAAUGUAAUUGCAAGUCUCUCUUCAGCAGGGAUACUUCUUCUCGUACUUGUGUCAACUUUUUCAAUGUGAAUUUUCAGUACAUCCAGAAGAUCCGAGAAAGUACUCCGAGACAUUCUGAAAUAGUUAAAAUAUUUCGAAUUGUCUUCUUUUAGCUCACUCAUAAUCGUAUAAAACUGGCCCCUUGCUAAGCGGUCUGCAGUUAUUGGGUGCAUCCAUAGUACACGUUGCCUGCGACGACGCCGGCGCCGACGGCAACGACGCCUUAGGACAAUGCCAAGAACUGUUUCUUCGUCGGUGUCCAUAUUCACAGUGAAGAGUGUGUCGCGUGAACCUGGCACACGAGCGUCUCGGUCGCGCGGCUGAGUCGCUCU